Molecule: messenger RNA, 882 nt
Organism: Scheffersomyces stipitis CBS 6054
Lineage: Eukaryota; Fungi; Ascomycota; Pichiomycetes; Serinales; Debaryomycetaceae
Exons: 1
Coding region: 14-778 (254 amino acids)
Biological process (GO): iron-sulfur cluster assembly
Cellular component (GO): mitochondrion
Molecular function (GO): iron ion binding; iron-sulfur cluster binding
Source: RefSeq, a predicted model, not a curated record
CUAGAAACCAACCAUGUUUGCAGUUAGAAAAUCUUUGGUAGGCAGAGUAUUCAGCAGACCCACUGUGGCUACACAAAGGUUGGGUUUGUUUUUGAAUUCUGCCCGAAACUUGUUUAUUCAGACUGUAGAAACUCCCAAUGAACUGGCUUUGAAGUUCUUACCUUCGAUUAAACUCUUGGAAGAAAACGAGACGAUCGAGUUUCUUAGUGGGCGUGAAGCGGCCAGAUCACCUCUAGCUGUGAAGCUCUUCAGUAUUGACGGCAUCAAGUCGAUCAUGUUCGGCUCUAACUUCAUAACUAUCGAAAAGAACAGUAACGAUUUGCACUGGUCACUUUUGAAACCAGAGAUCUUCUCCAUUUUGACAGAGUAUUUAACUAAUGGAACACCGAUUCUUAUAGAUGGCGAGUCACUUUCUAAAGACAUGGAAAUCAACGAUGACGAUGACGAAGUAGUAUCAAUUAUCAAGGAGUUGAUUUUCACCAGAAUUAGACCAGCCAUCCAGGACGAUGGAGGUGAUAUUGAGUUUGUCAGCUUCCGAGAAGAAGACGGUACGGUAUUCUUGAGAUUGAAAGGAGCCUGUAGAUCGUGCGAUUCCAGUUCAGUAACCUUGAAAAACGGAAUCGAGUCCAUGUUGAAGUACUAUAUUGAAGAAGUUAAAGCCGUAGAGCAAGUAGAUGAAGAAGACCCAGAAGUAGUAGUAGCUGGUUCUCCAGAGGAGGUCAAGUUCGAGGCUGCAGCCAUCACACCAAGAGCCAGAGAUGAGCCUCCUAAUUUGUAAAUAGCAUAUACAUUUAUAGAGGGACCAGGACGGCUCCUUCCGGACAUAGGACAGGAAAACGUAUGAAAGGAACAAAAGGAAAAAAUACAUUGAAUUUUGUAAUC